Messenger RNA from Pyrenophora tritici-repentis Pt-1C-BFP, 786 nucleotides. RefSeq names its product BTB multi-domain protein. Lineage: Eukaryota; Fungi; Ascomycota; Dothideomycetes; Pleosporales; Pleosporaceae. Gene Ontology annotation, molecular function: protein binding. The record is from RefSeq and is a predicted model, not a curated record.
AUGGACAGCAAGAUCAAUCUUACUACGCCCCACGUCAACGUGUUACUGAACCCAGAGGAUAUCCCCCUUCCACCGACGCCGACAAAAGCGAAGGCCAAAGAUGAAAAGCUUGCCCUAGGCGAUGACCACGCCGACUUCACAGUCCUGUGCGAUGGACAACGGUACCUCACGCACAGGAGCAUCCUAAAAAAUGCAUCACCGUACUUCGCGCGCAUGUUCCACUUCAACGGACAGGAGACAGACGACGAACAGGUAGAGAUACCAGACGUCAACGCAACAUCCAUGAAACACAUUCUCGACUACAUGUACACCUCUACCUACAAACUGCACGGCGGCGCCAUCAUCCCUUCGACCGAUUACUGUGGGCACAGUACCUAUGCUCUUCUCCACGGCCCCAAGAAAGGCGCUCAGAUCUUCAAGCACAAGUGUCCGUGCGCGGGCAAGACGCUGGAUCCGGGACAUUUGCUGCAGCAUGUGCGCAUCUAUACUUUGGCGGAUUACUUUGGUAUGGAAUUAUUGAAGGUGUUUGCGCGGCAGGGCGUGAAGGAUGUGUUGCACGUGUAUUGGCAGUGUGAGACAUUGGAGUUGGUGGAUGCGCUGGAGGAGGCGUUUACUGCUACGCCGGAUGACGAUAAGGGUCUGAAGGAUGUGUUUGUGAGUGUGUUGAAGGAACAUCCGGGGUUGGUGAUUGAUGAGGAUGGUGAGGUUGCAGUGUGGCUGUCGAAGUAUCCGGAAGUUGGGGAUGAAGUGCAUUGGGAUGAUAGGCCGGCGCAUUGGGGGAAGUGA